AAAAACAAAUAUCAUUUAAGAAGUAGACUUGCAAGAGAGAUGAUGUUUUUUUGGAUUUGCUUACUGGUCCCCCUGGCCUGGGCUAGUCCCGUCCCCGUCUCCGAGCUGGAGGAGGCGGUGGAUGUUUUACUCACUACCAUGGAGGCCCACGAAAAGAAAAUUAAGACUUUACAGGAGGAGAUGUACAACAUUGGAGAUGUCCUGGAGAAACAGGCCUUCCUCCUCAAACACUUGGAAGAGAUCGUGGAGGAUAAGAAAGACCCAGGUUACACCGAUGACGUAGGACAGGAGGAGGUAAGAGAGAACGAGGUGGAGGAGCAGGUGCUCUCAGAUGAACUGAAAAAAAUCCGAGACCUAAAGGACGAGGCCAAUCUCAACAGCGAAAAAGAAUACGUGGACUUUCCGAGUCCGGCGGAAGUCGUGGAAGAAGAGAUGCUGAGUUCUUCUGACUCUGAGGAGACGGAGGAGGAAGAAAACCCAGAGGAAGAGUAAACAACGAUGGGUCAAGGACAUUGAUAAACAACGACGUGUCAAGAACAUUUAGUAUAUGUAACUACGUGUCAAAGACAUUAGAACUAAAUGGAUUUAAUAGUUAUAGUUAGUGCAUCAUUCAUUGUAUGCAAAGGCAUGAAUUUAUUGCCUUUACCGGUUUUCUAAGAAUUGUCAGGAUUUUUUUCAAUUACAAUACUGUGGUUGUUU
This is a messenger RNA of Saccostrea cuccullata (small rock oyster), 699 nucleotides long. RefSeq lists its product as uncharacterized. The transcript is spliced from 2 exons. The coding region runs from base 40 to 492 and encodes 150 amino acids. NCBI's taxonomy places the organism in Eukaryota, Metazoa, Mollusca, Bivalvia, Ostreida, Ostreidae. The record is from RefSeq and is a predicted model, not a curated record.